Molecule: messenger RNA, 1855 nt
Organism: Gavialis gangeticus (Gharial)
Lineage: Eukaryota; Metazoa; Chordata; Crocodylia; Gavialidae
Gene: PRIM2
Product: primase (DNA) subunit 2
Exons: 13
Biological process (GO): DNA replication, synthesis of primer
Cellular component (GO): alpha DNA polymerase:primase complex
Source: RefSeq, a predicted model, not a curated record
CGGCGGCGGGCGGCGCGGGUGGGCGGCCGCGGGCGCUACCCGCACAGCCUGCAGUUCUACCUGGCGCCGCCGGCCGAGAGCGUCUCGCUCGCCGAGUUCGAGAGCUUCGCCGUGGACCGCCUGCGCCUACUCAAAGUAGUUGAGAAUCUUGGUGUGAAAUACCUGAAAGGUACUGAUGACUACAAAAGCAAGCUGGAACAUGAACUUCGAAAACUUAAAUUUCCAUAUAAAGCUUUGGCUGAAGAUGAUUAUGAUGCAAGGAGGAAAGACCACAUCUCUCAUUUCAUACUGCGUCUUGCUUAUUGUCAAUCUGAGGAUCUCAGACGUUGGUUCAUUCAACAAGAAAUGGACCUCUUCCGAUACCGGUUCAACGAGCUCUCUGACCCUUUGGUUCAACAAUUCCUGGAAUAUGUUAACUUGUUAUAUGAACCUAUUAGUGAAGAAGUUAAAGAGAGACUCAAAGAUGAGCUGUUUAUGUCAACUCCUGGCUUGAGUGCAGAAAAAGGAAAAGAACAGGCCUUCUAUAAAAUUCCUCUUCAGGAUGCCCAGGAUUUAAUUAGAGUAAGAAGAGUUUUACUUAAUUACGGAUUUGCACUCGUGCCACAUCAGGAUAUGGUUGUAAUUAUCUUGAAUAACUAUAGAACGAAACUCUCUAAAGCCCUGGCACUGACAGCACGAUCCUUGCCUGCUGUACAGUCUGACGAGAGACUUCAACCUCUGCUUAAUCACCUUAGCCAUUCCUACAUUGGCCCAGAUUACAGUGCACAAAAAAAUACUGGAAAAAUUUCACUAGAGCAGAUUGAUGCUCUCUCUGUUAAAUCAUACCCUAUCUGCAUGCGGCAAUUGCAUAAAGCCCUACGAGAAAACCAUCAUCUCCGUCAUGGAGGUCGUAUGCAGUAUGGCCUGUUCUUAAAGGGAAUUGGCUUAACGCUGGAACAAGCUCUGGAAUUCUGGAGAUCAGAAUUUAUUAGAGGAAAAAUAGAUGCAGACAAGUUUGACAAAGGAUAUGCCUACAGCAUCCGCCAUAACUAUGGAAAAGAAGGCAAAAGGACUGAUUAUACACCAUAUAGCUGCAUGAAGAUUAUUUUAUCCAAUCCACCAAGUCAAGGGGAUUAUCAUGGAUGCCCAUUCCGCCACAGUGAUCCUGAGCUGCUGAAGCAGAAGCUCCAGUCCUACAAGAUCUCUUCCACUGGGAUUAGUCAGAUUUUGGAGUUAGUGAAAGGUAUGCAUUACCAACUGGCCUGUCAGAAAUACUUUGAGUUGACUCACGAUGUUGAUGAUAUUGGGUUCCCUUUGAAUCAUCCAAAUCAGUAUUUUGUGGAGAGUCAGAAGCUGUUAAGUGGUGGUAGAGAACUGAAGAAAGAAAUGAGUCAUCCAGGAAGCUCUCAACUAAAACCCACUAGUCAGGAAAGUACAAAUUCAAGUUCAGCUACUACUACUUCAAACAAUGAAGCAGAUACAGAACUGGAGGGACUGGAUGAAUACUUCGCUGAAGACUGAGAAGCUCUGAUUUUUAUGUUUCCCUAUUUUUUCUAUAUAAAAUAGAGCAAGCUCCUUGGCUUCCUGGAAAACACAGGCUUGUAACAUUCUGGGUUGGCUUAUAAAAGAAAAUAAGAUACAUAAAUGACAUCCAGUGCUCAUCUUUGUAAUUCAGGAUUCACUUGUCCUAAAAGACAGUUUCCCACUGUCUGGGUAAUGGGAACAGCAAGUUAGUUCCUACAUUUGUGGGAUAUUUUGGGACUUUUUCAAUUUGUUUUUGUGCUUGUGACCAUUUUGUUUGCUUACCCUGUUUUCCCACUUUUCAUUCAUUUUUUAUCUCUUUUAAAUUCUUUCUUAAUAAACAUAUAUAGAAGUG